AUGGAUUCUAAUUAUGCACUCAAUUCCCGAAUCCCAGUACAACUUGCGAAUUUAACUUCACUUUCGAAUCUCUACUUGUCUCGUUGUGGAUUACAAGGUUCUGUACCUUAUCUUCCUCAGCUGAAAGUGCUCGAUGUUAGUGAUAAUCCUAGUCUUAAUCCUGAUCUAACUAGGAUGUUUCAACAUCAGUGGCCUAAGCUUCAAAAACUCAGAAUAUCAUAUACUAAUAUAAGCGGAUCAAUUUCAAAUGCACCGAUGUUGGUCAGUCUUUAUGCUGCUGGUUGUUCAAUUCAAGGAUCUUUGCCUUCUUGGAUCUACAAUCUAAAGCUCCUAACCAAUCUCGACUUGUCUCGCAAUAAUUUCCAAGGAUCCAUACCAAAAUCAAUAUCCAAACUAAAAUUCCUAACCAUUCUGAGGUUGUAUCGCAAUAAUUUCCAAGGAUCCAUACCAAAAUCAAUGUCCAAUCUAAAGCUCCUAACCAAUCUCGACUUGUCUGGCAAUAAUUUCCAAGGAUCCAUACCAAAAUCAAUGUCCAAACUAAAUUUCCUAACCAUUCUGAGGUUGUCUGGCAAUAAUUUCCAAGGAUCCAUAACAAGUUCAAUAUGUGAGCUUAUUUCUCUUCGAACACUAUAUUUAGACAGUAAUAAUAUAACAGGAACCAUACCGAGUUGUAUAUCGAAUCUUCAUAACCUUAGUGUUUUUGAUGUCUCUAAUAACUCAAUUGAGGGAAGCGUUUCAUUGAAAUCUCUGAUUAACAAUCUAAACCUAACAUACAUAGAUCUGAGCUCAAAUAGGCUCACGGUAGAUAUAGAUCAAAAUAUCAAUUUGUAUUCAAAAUUCAAACUAAAGUAUCUUCUUUUUAAAUCUUGCAAUCUAAAAGGAUCCUUCCCUACUUUCAUCUGUAAAUUGACUCAUCUUAGGUCUUUGGACUUGUCUCAUAAUAACCUGACAGGAGUUAUUCCUUCUUGUAUCUCAAAACUCAAAAAUCUCGAUUCAUUUGAUGUAUCAAAUAAUACACUCAGUGGUAAAAUCUCAAUAGAAGUUGGAAAAAGACUAUCCUCUUUUGAUUCCAUUAAUCUAGCUGGGAAUCAACUUUCGGGUUCAAUUCCCUCUUCUAUAUGUUCAAAAAGUUCACUAUCUUCUCCUCGAAUAAUCGACCUCUCAAACAACAGAUUCUCAGGGGUUAUACCAAAUACCUUAGGGUAUUGUAAGGAUCUUCAAUUACUAAACCUUGGGAGCAAUAAUCUCACAGGAAAUGUUCCAAAUGAGAUUGAAAUAUUAGAAUCAUUGGGUUAUCUUCAACUGCAGGACAACUAUCUCGAUGGUACUCUUCUCAACUUCAUCAGUAAACUCCCUUCGUUGAGAGUUCUUAACUUGGCGAAUAACCAAUUCGAAGGAAGUAUACCCACGACACUAUUUGGUGCACAAUACUCUCUCUUAAGUAUCAUUUCUUUAAGGUCAAACAAGUUCAAUGGAUCAAUCCCUGCUGAAAUUAAUAAUUUGAAUCAACUGCAAAUUUUGGAUUUAUCGCACAACAAUUUUUCCGGCCAUAUUCCUAAGCAAUUAGGAGGCUACUGGAUGAAUUUUACAGGCGUAUUUGAAUCUCUUACGGAGGUGUAUGACAUUCAAUUGCAGAUGGUGAUCAAUGGGAUCAUGUUGCAAUUUGAAAAGAUAUACACUUAUACCACGGGAUUGGAUCUAUCUUGGAACAUGCUUGAUGGUAACAUUCCAACAGAGAUAGGUCGGUUAAGCGAACUUGCAAGGCUCACUUUGUCCCACAAUCAUUUUUCGGGUAACAUACCUGCGAGUAUUGGAGAUAUGUCUAAGUUAGCUUCCCUGGACUUAAGUUUCAAUAGAUUAUCUGGGCAAAUCCCAAAAUCGUUAACAUCACUGGACUCUCUUGGGGUUCUUAACCUAUCUUACAAUGAGUUGAGUGGUGAAAUUCCAAAAGGGAUUCACUUUAGCACGUUGGGUGGUGAUGGCUGGGCUUUUGUUGGGAAUGCAUUAAUGUGUGUAGAACCUACAAAGAAUGUUUGUGAAGUGGAAGAAGACGAUAAGAAAGACGAUCAAGAAGAUAAUCACGAAAAUUACCAAGAAGAUACAAAUGAGAAAUUGAUAUUAUAUAGUAUUAUUUCUUUAGGGUUUAUAUUGGGAUUUUGGGGUCUAUUCUUUGUGAUGCUUAUUAAAAAGGAGAAAUUGUGGUUUCCAUACUGGAGAUUUAUCGAUUCUACUGUAGAUGUGAUCAUAAGAUGUAUUUAA
Papaver somniferum (opium poppy) is the source of this 2259-nucleotide messenger RNA. RefSeq names its product leucine-rich repeat receptor protein kinase EMS1-like. Gene Ontology annotation, molecular function: protein binding. The transcript has a single exon. The record is from RefSeq and is a predicted model, not a curated record. The coding region runs from base 1 to 2259 and encodes 752 amino acids. Gene Ontology annotation, biological process: hormone-mediated signaling pathway. Gene Ontology annotation, cellular component: plasma membrane. NCBI's taxonomy places the organism in Eukaryota, Viridiplantae, Streptophyta, Magnoliopsida, Ranunculales, Papaveraceae.